Molecule: messenger RNA, 7805 nt
Organism: Linepithema humile (Argentine ant)
Lineage: Eukaryota; Metazoa; Arthropoda; Insecta; Hymenoptera; Formicidae
Biological process (GO): autophagy
Cellular component (GO): intracellular membrane-bounded organelle
Molecular function (GO): protein binding
Source: RefSeq, a predicted model, not a curated record
AGCUCUCGCAGAAACUCGCAAUGCUUCGUGAUCAUUCGUGAUAUAGAUAGCCUCUCAGUGAGCUAACAGAGGACAACGAUGUUCCGAUAGAUUACAGAUUAUAGGGAUACAUUCGCCGCGAAUGUGAAGUUAAGUGCAUUCUUUCCCAUCCUCAUCGCUCCAAUGGAACGUUAAAUCUCGCAGGUAAACGAAAAUCUCCCUACAAGAAAGGAGGAGAAGAGAGACUGAAAGAGGGAGAGGAGACGAAAUGCGGAAACGUAGCUGUGAAUGUGAAUCUCCACUUCGUUCGUUGUUAUUUCCCGAGCAGCAUACGGCUUCUAACGAUCAGUAAUUAGCCUGGCGCAAUGUAAUCAACGUUAUGGACUUGAAAUAAGUCGCCUAUAUUCCCCGGAUCGCAAGACACAUAUUAUGUAUUACAAUUGUUAGCUUUCUCGUAAUCGGACUGGCCCCUUCGUCGACGUUUUGUUGGGGAGUUGAAAGAACAAUCUUCUAAAUGGGGAAGGUUAAGAAGAAAUCGAAAUUGCUGCACUGCAGCAAAUCGAGCAAUAUAUUACGCAACUUACUGUUCAGGGAUUGUGGAUUGCGCACAACGUAUAAAACUAGCACGCGUGAAUUAGAGCCGAUAGCUGAAGCAAAUCUUGUUUUACGCGAUCACAAGGAAUUAAAAUGUGAUUUGCCUGGUAUUCCUAGAGCCACUUUUUUGAUGGUUUUCAGUCCUGAUGGAACCAUGGUAGCGUCUACACAUGGGAACCACAAUGUUUAUAUCACAGAUAUUACUACAGGAAAGAAUAUUAGAACUUUAUCCGGACAUCCACGUACUCCAUGGUGCAUAGCUUUUCACCCGUCCUUCAGUCAGAUCUUAGCAUCUGGCUGUUUAGGAGGUCAAGUUCGCGUUUGGGAUUUAAGUGGUGGUAGUGAAAUUUGGAACGCUGAUAGCCAUACAGUUAUCGCUUCGCUCGCGUUCCAUCCGUUCGAAAGAUUAUUAGUUAUAGCGACAUAUAAUGAAAUUCAUUUCUGGGACUGGAGUAAAUCUCAGCCGUUUGCUGUAGCUGCUACAAAGACCGAUAAGGAAAAAGUGCGAUAUGUAGCUUUCGACAAUUUAGGGCGAAAACUGAUCACGGGAAUUGCGAAUACACCACAAGUUCAAUCGCAAUGGGAUCGAGCUCCCGUAACACAAUUACUUAGAACUAGUUUAAUGAAUUUCAGAUACCAACCACGAGAAGGUCAUCCAGUCUCGGAUAUCGAACUUUCUCCUUGGCAUUUGUGGAAUCAUGGUUCGAUUUAUGGAAGAGGGCUGGCAGACAAUCACGCUACGGAUCGAACUUCCCGAUAUACUUCCCGUGCCUAUCUAUUCAUGCGCAGAGGUCAUGAAAUGUCCAGCUUCUCGCGAUUCACCAAUCAUCAUCAACAGUUCAGGAACAGUGCUUCACGGCAGGAAGAAGCGCGGUUUCAGCGGCGCCGUAAUCUAUCCGAAGAACUGAAUCAAACUAGAGAAGCUACAUCUUAUCCGAAUAUCACGAGAAAUCCUCCUCACCCGCCCAGCAAUCUGGCGAGCACGGACAAUGUCGAAAACAGAUUGGCGGACGACGGCAACGACGACGAUGAUUUGCCGAGCAACUCGACAAGGCUGCGCGACCGAGAGCCUAAUGCGAUCAGCGACAAUAGGGACGAACUGUACGAGCGAUUGAACAACGCUUGGGUAGGAGUGUACGAAAGAUUGCGCCAAGGCAAUUCUUCAGAUCCCGAGAGGAGAAUAAAUUUAUGCUACAGAAAACUCGUCGAUCAAUACGUGACGCUCGUAAGACGUUACUUUGAGGUUUCCAGAAACAGAGAUACGAUCGAUCGUGGUACAGACCCUAUGGAUAUGCCGGAAGCGUCAUCCGUUAAUUCCGAAGAAUCUAAUAACCGAAACGAAUCAGUGGCGAAUGAAUUGUCUAUAUGGAGAUUAAGAAACGAACUGAAUUCUAGCGCACAGGCGAACAGCACGAACCUCGAGAGACUGCAACGGUGUCAGCGCCUGUUACUCGAACGUUCCGAGCAAGAGGAGAUUGGAACCACCCUGCAGAAUUUGAGGGAAGCUUUGAACGCUGCCGCCGAGAAUAAUAGUUCGUGCUUGAUGCGGUUACAGAAACUGCGAGAGAGAUUGCAACGGCAGACCGCGACUUUAUUUGAGCGUUCCAACUCCCGUCUUCAGUUGCUGCGUAACGCUUUGAAUGAUGAAAUCGAAGCGCUCAACAACAUGGAGGCGCAAUUCACUAACACAAGCUCUAGAAUCGAGCGGCUGCGAGAUGAGUUUACGAUGUACGGUAUUCUGUCGCGAAAUCGUCACGUCGCGACAGAGCCUUCGCAGGUGAACUUAAGCGAGGCGGAAUGGCGGGGGCUUAUUCCAAAUGAUGGACAAUUGCCCAGUACCAGUUCCGGGACGCCAUCGAGACCGUCAAAUAGAUCGCAUUCGGAACUCAAUGUGUUUCCCAGCACAAGUUCUGCCGGAGAGAAUGGAGAGGCGACAUACCUUGGGUGGACAACGGUGGAUCAUAGUGAAAACACGAAUACAUUACCGAGAAGCGGGAGAGCCACGAGAAGACGAUUCAGUACUACGAACACUGAGGACGAACCACCGAGGCGGCGAAUGCGUAAAUCAGGAUCGCACGUGGUGUUAUCUCAUUCUAUUGGAGACAGUUCAUCUUCAAGCGACGAAAGCCAUUCGCAAGCAUCGACAUCACGUAGCAGUGUGUCUAACUUUACGGUUUCAACUCACUCAGCAUUUCAACCGAACGUAUCUAAAUCUGUUAUGCAACGUGCAAACUCGCAAAAUCAAGAAACAACAGCCAGUUCUUCUAGAUUGAACGAAGCUGGUGGAAACAGUCCAUCUGAUAAUUUGAAUGAUGAAUCAAAUGAAGAUAAUAUCCAAAAUAGAACAUCAAGGGUUACGCGAGACGCACAAGAGAGACCUCAAGAAUUUAAUAGGCAAAGAAAUUCACCCCUACUCAGGAGAGUGCUAGGUGUUCUCCAACGAAAUUUCCAUGCAGAUCGGGCGGAAAGUAAUAACACCACGCAACAAGUAUCAUUAGAUGAUUCGGAGAACGGAUAUUGGCUGCUCGAGGAGAACAGUAAUUCAGACUCGAACUUGGACGAUGCUAACCCCAACACUAAUUCGAGUUCUCGUCGAUGGACAAGUCGAUGGAUACCGUUAGAUACUUCCACCAGAAACUCAGAGUAUGUUAACGAUUUAACGGACGAACAAAUUCGAUCGAGAUCUCUUUCGGAGGAUGCGGAUCAGAAUGUCAGUGAUAGACACAGAGAUCGAAGGAAUCAAUUGUCGCCUGUGUCUGCGAAUUCUGCUCGUUACGAACAACCGCCGUUGUUCCCGUUCAGAAGCUUACGCGAGAACCAAUCUCAAAGAGCAGGGCAGAAUCAAAUGUGUAACACUGACAAUUCGGAUCCAAACAGCGCUCCGUUUCAGUCGCAAGUCUCUGGUUCACACGUAGCGAAUACGACAUUAACGGAGAGCGUCGACGAUGCUGUUGCAACGAGAAUUGCAAAUGACGCUAAUCGUGAGAACGAGUCGACAUCAGGCGACAGGCAACAGCAGCAAAACCAAGACCACCAGCGUAAUACGGACGACACGAAUUUCGAUUCUAGCGACACAGACACGAUAAUACUCGAUGCUGGCAACGUAGAUCCGAGAGAGAGCUCGUUGGGAGUUCGGCAAGGGAUUCAACUACUCAAUCGUCAUAUUGACAACAUGCAACGCUUGUGCCGAGCACGCUUGGAAAUUGUUCAAUUGUGCCAAGUUCGAAAAAUGUGGGAAGAUCUGCAACGACAGAUACGAUCGUUGCACGUGACAGUUCGCGUGGAAAGACAAAACGGCGAUCAGACGGAAGCGCAGAGGGAUAACGUCACCAGCAAUCCCGGCCCGUCUACGUCGGCUGCAAAUUCGCCGAGCGAAUCUGCGAGGAACUUCAAGAAAACUCUCCUGGAGAAUUAUCAAAGGGAAAGUAGCGCGGCAGAUCAUGACGCGAGAUCGUACGAUCCGAGUCAACCGUCCACCUCGAGAGGAAUAACCAGCCACGAGAGAAACCACGAGGCAACGUCGUCGUCUGGCAAUCCUCGUAACGUCGAGGAGAGCACGACCAACAUGAGUCUCUCGAGUCUGUUGCCGAGCGACGCUGAAUUACGACGGAUGCAAUGUCUCAAGCUGAACGAGAUGCUAGACGGUCUCUACGCCCGGCUGACGUCGCGUUGCCAGAAUUGCGAUUCCCGCGUCGGCGACGCGUCGCAAGCGACCAACGAUCACACGUACUCGAAUUUAACGAUCGAUGGCGACGUACAAUUGCCCAGUAUGUCUAGCGUUGUGUCGAAUAUCGGAGCCAGUUCGAGCUUACCGGCGGUCACCGCGAUAACAACACCGACGACGGAGUCAUCGGAACCGUUACCCAGCAUCUCGAGUUUCGUUACCGGUAUCGAUCGUGUCGACUCCAAUGGAUCCGUUCAAACGUCGCACGCGAAUACCGAUUAUCUCGCAACUGGCGUCUCAACCGAUAACAACAACGGCGGCAAUGAUCAGAAUAAUGUCAGUCCCACGACUACGCAAUAUUCGGUGAACCAAGGUGGGAGUUCAGCUUCCCCAUCGUCAUCCGAAUCGUCUAACAGUAAUUCUAGCAGACUUCGUUGUAGGCAGAAGAUGUAUCUCAGACGCUUAAAGCUAUGGUCAUCGAGAUCGCAUCGUUGCACAAGACAGAGUCCUAGACCUCAAUCCACCAAUAAUCCGUUUCGUCAUUGCGAGCAUGUCAGAAGACCGUGGCAUUUACGCAGGAAUGCAACCCAGAAUAACAACAAUAGUAACAAUGAUUAUUUGGACAUGGAUAUAGAUGUUCGGAAUCGAAUGCGAAGCUCGAACACGUCUGAGUAUUUGCAAAAAAUGAUUCUACGACUGGAAUGGCUCGUUCAACAGCAGAGAGCUUUAGCACGAAACAGCAAUGUUAAUAGAGGAUUGAACGGCGAUAGUCAUCAAUCGGAAACCAACAGAGAAAAUGAUAAUCGCGAAAUGGAAGAGAUUCGUGAAGCUACAAGAUUAAGAGCUAGACAAGUUCUCGGUUUGAUGGUAAGAUCUUUGAUUCAAUUCUUCGAAGUAACAAAAUCAGGGAAUGGCUCCCAAAGCAAUGUUCUCUACGAACAGAUGUACAAAAUGUAUGUACUGCUACAUCUGGCAUUGGAAUUAACAGACUUGCUGCUAGCACAGCUAGUAAUAACAAGACGCGAAUUGGAAUCUAGUCAAUAUGGACCUUUUACUCCUGAUUUGUCGGUCGACAAUCAGAACAGAGGAGACACGCGUAAUAAUGACAGCGUCGACAAUAGUCUGCAAACGGAAAGUAAUCGCGCAAAUGAUAACACGGGAAGGCGAAACACGAACAGGGAGAAGUUCUCGAGAAGCCGCGAUACGCCGAGUGUAUCUGGCGCGACUUAUCGAGAAACUGCAGAGGAUCUCUUCUCUAUACACAGGAACAGGCGUUACCGUGGCAUGGCGCAACAAUUGAAACAACUAUUUUGCCAUCACCGGGAAACGGAAAACGUUAACACGUCAUCUGGAAGUCAGACUAGUAAUUCAGUAGUAACUAGAUCUAGUGACAACGGCGACGACAACAAUUCCGACUACAAUGCUCAAAACGAAGAUAAUCGACAGUCAAUUUCCGAGAACGCCUUGUCGGCGGAAGUGCAGAGUAUCGUGGAAAGAAUUCAAAGCGGCGGCUCGAUCGACAAUGACAGUGAGAUUAGAAUGGGAGUUGAGAAUCGCACGAUCGACGCCGCUAGCGAUACGCGCAACUCAAAUGAGAGCUAUCGGCGGAAUCACAGAAACGCCACGGUAUCCGAGCCGACGGUGCGACGCGCCAACGAAGCGAGAAACACACAGGAAAGCGACGUUGGAACGAAUUGGCGGACCGUCACUUAUACCUCAUCGGGUGAUGAACAAAAUGGCAGAUCUUCGCAUCAAUCGUAUCCGAGAUCUCUCAUUAGAGAUCGUUCCCUUUUUCGGUGGUCCUUUCGCCAGAUUGUGCGUCCUCUGCGCACAUCCGAAUUUGGCGCACCUGGGAGCCGCAGAUUUCCCUACAGCAAUGAGGGCGCGUCUUUAAGACGAGAGUUCAACGUUCCCGAAUUGCAAGUGAACAGUGUGCCUGUGACUGUGCACGAUUUGGAGAAUCUGUCGGCUAAUCUCCGAAGACGACAAAACACGCCACCGACACCGCCGCACACACCUCCGCCAUACCUGAUCUCACCUAAUCUCAACAAUCUCAUCCAUAACAAUGAUGGUAGAAACAACGAUUGGACGAGUGACUCGACAGAUCAACCUGGUCCCAGUUGGGCCGCACAGCCGAAUAACAACAGAAGUCGGAUGUUGACUCCAUCGUUCCUAGCAUUAUGGCGCAAUCGGUUUGCAUCUCCUUUUCUUCGUUAUCCUGAAGGAGCAUGGAAUAUAGAAGGUACUGGUGCCAAUCUUGGUGAUGGUGGCAACGAUGGUGGUGACGAUGGAGCCAGAGGAAGAGGAGGAGGAAGAGGAAACGGAGGAAGAGGAGGAGGAGGAGGAGGCGGUGGAGGAGGCGGAGGAGGCGGAGGCGGCGGAGGUGGUGAUGGUGAUGGUAAUGGUGAUGGUAAUGGUAAUGGUAAUGGUGAUGGUGAUGGUGAAGGUGAUGAUGAUGGUGAUGGUGACGGUGACGGCGGUGAUGGUGCUGCUGGUGCUGGGAGAAGAGGUGGAAGAGGAGAAGGAAGAGGAAGAGAAAGAGAAAGUGAAGAAAGAGCAGGAGAAAGAGGAGGAGGAAGAGGAGAAAGACAAGCGGGAGGACAAGAUCCAGAAAAUGAUGAUAAUGAUUAUUGGACCAUCGGUAAUGAACCUACUUUUUUUCAUUUACCCACUGGCAUGUCAUUCAAUUCAGCGCUGGAAAUUCAGAGUUAUCGCGUUCAAGCGUGGGAUUUUUCAAAUGGAGAUAUACCUGAUAUUACAGACUCCGAGAAAAAUGUUGUGGUACGCGAAUGUAAGAUUCAUAAUGAUGCCAGUAUCGACAUAUCUGCGGACGGAAAAUUGCUGGCAACACUUCUGCCAUCGUCGGGUCGUAUCAAUAUGACGACUAUGUUAGGUAUUUAUAGUCUGCAGUGGGAAACGCUGGGCGAAAGAAUUUAUUCCACCAAGAUCGAUCAAACAGUAGUGUCUGUUUCUAUAUCACCUACGCAACAGCAUCUCCUGGUGGGUUUGGCACGUAGGAUUCAUGUUCCUGCGAGACCUUUCCCGAUGGCUCUAAUCUACAAGCUGAAGGAGAAACAACCUAACGAGAAGGUUUCACCAACCGAUUCGACCGUGGAGUCGGCAUACGAUUCCUCCGACGAGAUACUUGACGAUAACAUUUCAAUAAAUAACAGUACUAUGCGACGAAGCAACGCUACAGUCAGCAAUUAUAGAUCGCACAAUCGAGAUUGGCGAAUUCGAAACGAUUUGGACAUUAAACCUAACAGGGAAAGUAUGGCUCUUAUUCGAGAAUUGUUGCAAAGCAGUCGGGAGACCUCGGGUUACGUCAGUCUAAAUUGCAUUAGAUGGGCCCCACAGCCGGGUCAAGGAAUGGUUUAUGCUACGAAUACCGGGCAGUUGAAUAUUCUACAGUGAUUCUGCGCUCGUAAUAGAUGGAGAUGGAAGUAAACGUUUCCUCGCAUUAUAAACGAUGCUUUACAAAAUGAAUGUAUUGUAUGCACUAAGGUUGGUAUACGUUGAACGAAUGAACAACAACCAGCAAUAAAUGUAAAUUUUGGAAUGUUUGGAA